UGCAUCGUAACCCCAGCAGCCCCAGCCAUGGCUGCUUGUCGACUUCCGCCAUCCCGAGGCCGGUCUGGCGUAGUCUGACGGACCGUUGGACGGAUUGGACAGACUGACAGACUGACUGACAGACUGACAGAUAGAUUGUUGACGUCUCUGAUGGCUGAGUGCAGGGCCACAUCAAGGGCCACAGUCUCCGAAGCCCCAUGUCAAUGUCAGGCGGGUGGCCCCGCUGCCGAGCGUCACAUUCCCCCAUCAGAGGAAGGAACAGGAUACCGUUACCUAGAUAUCAACCAGAGCAGCCAGCCAGCCAGCCAGCCAGCCAGCAGCGCCAGCGCCAGCGCCAGCACAAAGUCCCUCAGUCCCUGUCAUAAGCCUGCACUCGACGUCCAAUUCGCCUUUUCCCCGCGUCAACUGCUUCACCUCGCUCACCCUUGGAUCCUUGGACCUUCCUCCCCUUCAGCACAGCUGACCUGACCGACCCCCCCUCCCACCCCCUCCACCCCUGCCCUGCCAGCCCUCCAGCCAACUAGACGCGGUACCGAUAACGUUGUUCUGCUGCUGCUGGCUGGCUUCCGCUGCCACAACCGUCGAGUUCCAAGGCCACACACGGCCGCGGCCGACUGCCACUCCUCACCAUCGCACCGCCAGCCCAAAACCUUGCGAGUCCUUGCCCAGGUGACCGGCCACUGCAGUGACUGCCUCCCGUCUGAACUUCCCAGGCCUGAAGUCUGACGGCAGACUAACUUUCUUACCAUCACACCACCGUCGCAUCCAUCGACAAAUCACUCGGCACAAGAUCACAAUCCCGUCCACGAUCGCCAGAGCUUGACUCGAUUACCUACCUGGUCUAGUCUCGUCUGGUCUAGCCCAUACCACCCUCGCCCUGUGCCCGCCGUCAUAAUCCUAUUCCCACCAGACAGACCUUCCGCAAUACGGCGCCGCCCAUUCACUUGCGAUCCCGACACAAUCCUGACCUCCAACCACCGGCAGUCUCACCUCAUCUUGCUCUGGUUUGUUUCUACUGCCCCCCUUAAAUCAGUCACCCUCUCCCGCCUGGCUUCGCACUCCCAAGACGAGUCCAACAAUCCCCCGCCGGGAGCCUUCUGCGACUACAUUUGCCCGGGAAGUGGGCAGUGCUCUCCCAGCCGGAGUCGUCGAGGAGGGGCUUCCACCGUCGAGCAUUUCCUUGUCGGCUGCGAAUGCGACCAGCCCAGCAAUCUCCUGGCUAGUCGACCGACAUGUGGUCUGACGAGUCAGACCGGCCUCACAACUCCUUGUAUUACGGGAGCAUCGGCGAGCCGUCGUCCUCGUCCUCGUCCUCGUCCUCGUCCUCGCCCGUUCCUCCUUCACAGUCGACGGCCGCUGUCGAUCACGGCCUCAAGGCGACUGCCUCCGCCUCCGCAUCCGCCUCCGACUUUGAGCACUAUCUGCACGCCUCCUCCUACGACCGCGAGCCGUCCGACUAUGACCACGACUCGGAGCGUCAUCUGUCCUUCCUCCACUCAGCCGACACCCAGUCCCAGGCCGACGACAUGUCCGACGACCAUGACAUGGACGACGGCGGCGCGCCCGUUCAUUACGGAGACAUCGCCAACAUCUUGACCCAAGGCAUGGACGUCGAUUAUGACUCCGACCAUGACGACGACAUCAGUGUCUCACACGCUGUCCUGGCCGGCCUCCCCUCCCCUCCCCCUCUGAUGAAUCCAGUUCCGCACUAUGCCGCCUUCCAAGCCCAAUACGCUCUACAAUAUCCGGGCUCCAUACCACAUACCCAUCCUGCUGUCACCAUGCAACAACCACCACAACCUCCUCAUGGCCCACCAGAAGACGGCCAUGAAGCGAACAACGACAUCGCGCAUCACGUCCCCCUGCACCACACCCAGACAGCGCACACAAACCUGAUGAAUAACCCGAACACUGUCGCACUCGGGCCUGAAAACUAUAACCUUGCCGAUUUCAUCCGCGUUUGGGCAUGGCAGAAUGGAGUAUGGCAGGGGGUCUCGCGGGAACGUGGCCGAUAUCCAUGGUUGGACAGGAUCAGUCCCCAGAUUUCCAAGGAUCUCUCACGGGUAGAAUACAACGAUCUUGAGGGAGACAGCUGCGACGUCCAGGGGAUGAACUGGGACGACUUGGGGGUCACAAGAAGCGAGGCUCGGGAGCGGCGAUUACUCACAUACAAGAACUAUGUCAACAUACCGCGUUCUGACCGAUGGCAGGAACACCAUGAUGCUCUACCAUGCACCGAAAACUAUUUCAGGUUCCGACGCCUGAACGUACGGAAAAACGUCAACCUUACUCAUUUCCAGCUGCGCAAUGUGUUGGCAUCGACCUCCAGGAGCCAAGUUUUCUAUCCUAGUCAAAUGGCGGUUCACCAGUUUAACCCCGUCUCCGGCAAGGGCAAAAUUGCGAUGAAAGCCCAGGAUACACCACAUUUACAGGUCUCGACUCUCGCCGCAGAAUACGGUACACUGGUGGCGGGUGGGUUUCUUGGCGAGUACUGCUUCCGUCGGCUGGACUCGGAUGACGACGACGGCGACGCACAGGUCCAUGAGGGAACUAUCACAAAUGACAAUAGCGGCAUCACCAAUCAUGUGCAGCUUCACUUGUCCCGAAAUUCGUCCAGUCCAAGGGCUGCAUUCGCUUCCAACGACAAAGGCUUCCGUGUUCUAGAUGUCGCGACGGACAAGUUUGUCUCGGACAUGACUUUUCCGCAACCCAUCAACUGCUCUGCUAUUUCCCCGGACUGUCGGCUACGAGUUAUGGUCGGUGAUCAGCAGCAGGUCUUCAUCACGAAAGCAGAAGCCGAUGGCCAACCUGAAAUACUGCAGUGUCUCGAAGGCCACGAGGAUUUCGGGUUUGCAUGCGAUUGGGCGGACGACGGCUGGACCGUCGCAACUGGCUUCCAGGACAAAUCUAUCAAGAUCUGGGACGCCCGCCGCUGGACCAAUAGCCGCGGAAUUGCUACGCCCGUCUGUACACUGCGAUCUGAAAUGGCAGGCGUCCGAGCGCUGAAGUUCUCGCCCGUGGGGUCCGGGAAGCGCGUGCUGGUUGCUGCAGAAGAAGCAGACUUUGUCAAUAUCAUCGACGCGCAGACCUUCCAGGCGAAACAGACUUUCGACUUCUUCGGAGAGAUCGGCGGUGUUUCCUUCGUCAAUGAGGGGCAAGACCUCCACGUCCUGUGCUGCGAUCGUGUCAGGGGUGGACUUUUCCAGCUCGAGCGAUGCGGAGUCGGCGCCGAGAGGAAUUACGACCUCGAUGAUCCAAGGCAUAGGCCGUAUGACCGGUGGUGGAAGAACACCACUUACGACUGGCACGAAUCGGGGACCUCACCCAGGCAGAUAAAAAGGCACUCUGACAAUCGAAGGAGACGCCGUGCCCUGGCUCUGGAGCCCCUGACGCCAUUCUGAGUCCAGGCCGAGCACAUCCGGCAAGACUCUUUUUCUAUAUAAUUGCCAACACUCAUGAUACCCUUCGAAAAUUUUCGAAACCCUCCCGAAGCGGCAGAAGCCGCGUCUCACCCAGCAUUAUUACACGACCUUCAGCAUUGCAUGAACGAUUCGACGGGAGUUUCGGGCAUUGGGAGCGUUCGAUCUCAGGCACGAUCCAACGUGGAAACAUUUCUGCAGAUUCUCUGUUGUGCUUUCCUAGCUUUUUGUGUCCAUGGAAAGAAGGCGCACCCAUCCGUGUUUCAUCUAACGACCUAGACGGUUCCGACAAGUUAUUUCUUCUACUGCAUGUUCGGAAAGACAUUCACUUCUUCGUUUCCUCUAUAUUAUGACAGGCUGGCGGGAAUCAAAUGCCGCUGUGACGUCACAAAUUACUAUAGGAACAAACGUUUUGAUACAAAUUAUAAGCAAUUCAAGUCCUGGAAGGCCGUGGUUGUCAUCAAAGGACAGGGGCAUUAUACAUUCAGUAUUGAAUAGGACCAAGCACUAACAAGAGGGGCAUUCGCACCCAUUUGCAUAUUCUGUCAACAACCUUUGUGACUUGCGAGAAAGACAAACAAGUCUCAGGCAGGGGCUUCUUGCGUCAUGUUGUAUGCUGCAUAGCCACUACACCAACAUUGCGAUCUUACAUCACAGCAAAUUACAGCGGGAGGCGCUUGUGCGCAUACGAAGAGACAGACGGCUCCACAGCAAUUGCAAAGCAUGUGUUACGGUGAGGCGCAACAUUUGGAUGUGCUGCUGUUGUUCCUCUUGGCGAGACAAAAGAAGCACAUCAGGAGGCGCACCGUGGUUGGUUCGUCCGGGUACUUGGGCUCGCACGUGGCCACUCUUCUCCCUUGAAGCUGCAGGGGCAACCACGUCUAAUCAUGAGCACGGCGCCUGGGCCCGGAUGAUAGAGACAGCACAGCCAUCUUGGGUCGGUGACGAGGAAAAGACAAAGACAUGAUGUGUGAGGACUUGCAAGCCU
Diaporthe batatas is the source of this 4407-nucleotide messenger RNA. RefSeq lists its product as uncharacterized. The transcript is spliced from 3 exons. NCBI's taxonomy places the organism in Eukaryota, Fungi, Ascomycota, Sordariomycetes, Diaporthales, Diaporthaceae. The record is from RefSeq and is a predicted model, not a curated record. The coding region runs from base 1233 to 3401 and encodes 722 amino acids. Gene Ontology annotation, molecular function: protein binding.